CGCGAUUCUCCGGAUGCCUGCGAUACGGCGGAAGUUCCGCUUUCUUUUGCGGCGCCUGCUGAACCUCGACACAGUCAUACAGACCACUGGUGUCUUUUGGCGCCGCCUCUUUCCGGCCUACCUCGCCUUAUUGCUCGAUAUCAUUUCCACAUGGCUCAUCCAGGUGAAUGCCAGCGUUUUGUACCGUGGCGGCACGAUUCAUCUUCGGUCUGUGUCACUGGUCACUGCAGGGCAUCGGUCCGUUCUUCAUUCCCGAGUUGGGUGGGGACCCCGCAUAUUGGCUGCCAAUCAUGCAGGUGAGCGACAGCCGCACCAUGGAGGCACCUCACCUGGUGGAGAUCGGCGUUUUGAUUUGCAGAGUGUUCUGUUCGCUGCCACGAUGGUGGGGAUGAAUGUGAAUGGCGUCCUGGUGGAUGUGCUCCCGCCUUAUGCCCUGGUGCAAAUAAGCGUCCUGGGAACGUCCAUAUCCGUGGCGGUAGCAGGCGUCGUCACCCAGCCGUGGAUGUUUGUCGCCACAGCAGGUGCAGUGCAUGCCUUAUUCCUUCCUGUGCUGGCAUUACAUGCACAUCCACGGAAGUGCCAGAUAUUUGUCUGCGUGUGUUUGUUGUGUGUGGCGUGGAUAGCCUUGGUUGGGGCUACUGCCUGCACGGAUCCUGUGGUGGGUGCGAUGGUCUUUGAAGCGAUACCCGACUUCCAUAUGGACGGACUCACGAGUGUUCUCAGGGCCCAAUUCAUCACAUACAAAGUGAAUAACACGCAGUCGAGAACCUCAGCGUGAUGAUGAGACAUGCGCUUGUUGUGCAUGCAUGUCCUCUCCAGUCAGUCACCAAAGGGAUGGGCUUCAUCCUCGGCCCUCUGCUCGCUAUCCUCAUCUCGCCCUUCAUCGGUGUGUCGAUUGAACCUGUCUUGCUACUGCAUGAACGCUGUCCGGUUGUCAUGUGUCCUACAGGCUAUUCGCUGACGUUUUUCAGCGUCGCAGGCCUUGGUGGCGUGCUUUUCAUCCUGCUGGCCGGCUACAGGCUUGCCGGAAAGCACCCAUCAGUCGACCAAAUCGUCCAGGCUUUGUAAGCAGCGAAAUACCCACCCCUGUACCGUCGCGAGCGCUACCUGAGCCUGUCUCCUUCGUUUCUAUGAAUGGGCAGUGCGGCUCUGGUUCGGUCUGGCACAACGGAGGUCGAUGAAGACGAGGAAGAGCAGGACGACGAUGAGGGCAGCAAUCCCAGCAUCGACGUGGCCGCCAGCUAUCAGCACACGCUCUCAAACGCAAUGGAAUCCUUCCCCACUUCGCGAAAGAAGAGAAAACCCAGGGCGAGCAAAGGAAAUGCACGCGCCAUUUCAGCACAAACUCACCUGGCUGACCGAUUUGUCUGUCAUGCAGUCGCAGGGCGGGACGAAGUUUGCCAAGGCCGUCCGCAUGGCCAUCUUCGCCGACCCCUUUCUCUCGCACGCCAUCCAGCGGUCCAAGACACUUAAGCGGCCGUCGAUUCAGCGACUGACACCAGCAGAGGAGGCACUCCCUCCCGCAGAGAGACGGUGGCUCAAGAUACGGAAGAACCUCAGGUACAUCGCCGACCUCGAUGUGGAGGGCAACCGCUCCCGCCAUUCCUUCGACCUCUUCAGUCGGGUCAAGAGCAAGACAACGUCCUUCACCACCAGCAGGGCCGACAGCAAGCGCAAAGCCCGCGUCAAGAUGAUGGACUCAGACCUCGAGGAUGCCACGCCCAUUGCGACAUCCUUUUCGACGCAGGCCCUGCUGCUCGGUCAACCGGAGGCCGACAAAGAGGCGGCGGCGCCCAUGGGCCGCGACCAGAUCAAGUGGCUGCGAAGCGCAGCGUUGCUGUCCGAGAUGCCCUCGUCGCACCAGCUAUCAGACAUCAUCUCUCGUCGCGUCUCCGAGCACCUCCGAGAUGGAGAUGCAAUGGAGGCGUCUCCGGAGCCGCCCAGCUACAAGGUCUACAAUCUCGACAUAGAAGACGAUGUCGACCACAAUCAGGACCAGGCCGCCUCGCCACUCAUGAUGUCUGCCGAAGACGUCGAAAACCCGCAGGAGACGAUAAGCUCUGCUGUCCGGCCCUCAUCGUCCACGUCCCCCACCACCAAGACAAAGCCAUCCUGGUUCUGGCGUGGCCACAAAAGGGACACCCGCCGGCCGGAAGAGCCUAGUGGGCCUCCUACGCAUCCGCAUCGACAUCGCGAGAGGCGCGGCUCGCAUGCUGGGAGCGCGGGCAGCACCGGCAGCUCAAAAAUAUCCCGCCGGCCGAGUCUGGCCACGAGUGUCAUCAUGACAGUGGGAGACGUGCAGUACUUGGUGAAUACGCUCAUGGCUGAGGAGGCCGCACCCUUUGAGGAGAAGCUGAGACGCGAAAGAGAGCACGCUGAUCGCACUCAUGCCGCAGCUGUGGAGGCUCGCAAGGCACCUGUGGCAAGGCAGCAGGAGGCUCCGAGAGCAGACGAAAAAGCGGAGACGGCAGAGAGUGCCGCGCAGCGGCUUGUGUCUCGUGGUGAGAGCGCCGCCAGUGCCGCCAACCGAAGUGUCUUGACCGAGUCAGAACUGCGGGAGCUGAUGCAGCAAACGUCGCCCUUUCAUCUGACACCACCCAGAAGCAGCAGCGCAUCAUCGGCUGAUAACGGCGACCAGCCACCACCAGAGAAGAUACCCACAAAGGACUUCUUCGCCGACAUUGUUAUUCAGGGCGGCGACACGACCUCUGCAUCGGCCUACCCGCCAUUCACUCCAUCCUUUGCGCCACGUGAAGCGAUACACGGUGCUGCGCCGGGAGAGGACAGCGCUGAAGCGCCCAGGCCAGCUGCUGGCCCGUGUUUGAGUCUGAGUGACGACACGCAACGGCUCUCAAGUACAGUGGUGUCUCCUACAAGCAUCAAGCCGAAGAAAAACCUCGCAUUCGACGAACAGGGCAGCGGCGAUGUGGUGAACCUCACCUUGUCCGAAGAGUCCAAGGAAGCCAAAGGGCCCAACAUUCAGAUCCCCGCUUCUCCCAAUGGAGUGUCACCCCAUCUCUCGCCCGCUUCCCCCACCUCGCCCCAUGCACAUGAAGACGGGUCAUCGGCUGUGUCGUCGUCGGCGGCAGAAUCGAGCACGGCGAAGAAGCCGUCGAAGGUCAAGGCCUUAGUCCGUGCUGGUCUGGUGAUCGUAGCGUUUGCCCUGGGUGUGGCGCCCUACCAUGCGUGCGUGGGCAAUUUUCCUCUGGUGGCCAUCAAACGCUUUGGAUAUGACUUUAAUGCGACCAACGCCACGCUGUUGGGAUACACGACCGCGCAAUUCAUCGGCUUUGUGUAAGGCGGAGAGCCGAGCAUCUUGUCCAAACGGUGCACGCCUCCUUUGUUGGUUUGUUGCAGCACCGUUCCCCGUUUCUUGAUGCCGCAUCUCGGUCCCUGGGCUGCAACCUUGGUGUAAUACCAAUGACAGACACACGUGCAAGUAUCCUACUUACAUUUGUGGAUGGCCACUAAGUACUUCAUUAGUGGCAUUGGCCUUACCCCCGUCUCCCUGGCUCUCCUUUGUGUGUGUGUUCAGCUGUUUUCUGGGCCUCACUGUCAUCGGUGCGUUCAACCUGCACACAGAGACACAAGCACUCCCUUGAGUAGCGGCUUCUUUGUGUGUGCAGCUUUCUACUUUCCUGACGUGUCGUCGCGGACGAUGUUUCACGUUGUCAUGCAAGUGCUGCUCCCCUUCUUUGGAUCGCUCAUGGAGCCAGGAAUCACACGUACGCACCGCAACACACACGUACACAGAGAAGUGCACCUAUGAUGGAUCUGCAUUUCUGCAGUGUUGCUCACGAGUUUUGGGACUGGUCGCACGGGGCUGGUGCUCGCCCUGCUGGUCACGGCAGGGAUGGGGGGGAAGUCACUCGCGUCAUUCAUAUCAGGUACUAACUUGUCUGUCUGAGACAGCAAAAGAAACGCUUGCUGCCUUGAUUUCGUCCUCUAGGUCUGUACUUUGCCAAGAGGACGUCUCUUUCUCUCUUUGGCGUCUCCCCUCCUCUGUGGAUCGAAGACUAUGGCUACAGCCGCCUGCCCUUUUACAUCACCACAGCCACAGGCGUCGUCGCUAUACUGUGCAUCCUGCUCACCAUCGACCUACAGCACUAUGCCAAGGUGCGCAAGCAGCGGCAGCUCAUAACGCAGCGCACCAGGUCGAGGCUCAGGUCAGCGGAGAAGCGUCGUAAGAUGCGGUCGCGGCGGCUGAGGCGGGGCCCCGCCUUCCACGACGAGGAGAAGAAGGAGCUGGAUGAGUGUCUAACCGAGUUGGAUAAGGGUGCGCUCGCUGUCAUCAGCGACAGCGUCCGAUCUCUCGGGAAGCUGCUCGAGCUGUCGCGGAGAAAACAACACGUGGCGCAGAAAUGAGCUGGUAUGUAUUCUGUUCUGUGUGCGUGUGACUUUUUCGUCGAUCGCAUGCUAUCUUGUGUCGAUACGUGUGGACAGCAUUCACGUGCAUGCCUACACGUUUUUCUCCCACUCCGUUCCCCACGGCACACGUGCUCGACUGCAUGCACCCCUUUCAUGUGCCUGUCUGCCUGUGUCACCGCAUUUACUACAUGUAUGACUGUGUGCCAAUCGCCCAACGGAGCCUGCAGCGAGGGGUUGGCGGUGCAAAGCUCAGCUCUGAGCUCUGGACCACCACCCUCAGCCUAAUUCGGUAUUAGGGUACAUGCACGAGAGUACAUGCGUGCAAGUCAUUUCAUGACGGAUUCAUGGUGCAAUGCUGUUCUUCCUGUGGUUCUGCCGCCUCCAUGAUCUGACUGAACUUCAAUCAACUCAGUUGCAUGAAUUGACCACUUCAUGAAUCGGUCACUUGUGUGUCCAUGCGCCAGUCAUCA
Messenger RNA from Vitrella brassicaformis, 4838 nucleotides. The record is from the annotation of a GenBank genome assembly. Lineage: Eukaryota; Vitrellaceae.